Molecule: messenger RNA, 1755 nt
Organism: Lachancea dasiensis
Lineage: Eukaryota; Fungi; Ascomycota; Saccharomycetes; Saccharomycetales; Saccharomycetaceae
Source: the annotation of a GenBank genome assembly
AUGUCUUUUCGCCUCUCUAGAAUACAGUCCUACCCUAUUGAAGGAGGGGAGGAUCAUGGGCUGAGUGUAGCGGAUGCUCACGAAGAAGUUGAGGAAGAAGGGCCAGAACUCAAAGAAAGUCGAUGGCAGCAACUUCUUACAUUGCUAACCAGUUCCCCGUACGACAUUUUCUUGUCGAUAAACGAAUCUAUUGAAAGUAUCGAUUGGGACUCAAAGGCCACUACAAUUGCCAAGCCCGCAGGAGACUGUUUGACACUGGCGUUGUAUGUUACGCGGCUUCUGCAAGACAACCUGAUCAAACCCAAUAACCAUAAUAUUGGUAAGAAACACGAUUCUUUCGACCUUUCCCGGUCACAAGUUUUGCAAGAUUUCGAAUUCUGGUCGCAAAUUCCCAAAGGAGGUAUAUCUGCCACGCGCAUGAAUUGGUACUGGGAGUCUUUGAGGUUUUUGAAAGUCUUUCUGCAAAUCUCGGUGGGUAUAUUACUUGUCGUCAAUUUGCUGGUCGCGUACAAAUUUUUAUCAGGAAAGUAUCAGAUCUACUCACUAUUUUAUUGCCAUUCUAGGCCGCGUUCCAAUAAUGUGACUAAGCGUUCAUUCGGUGACCUAAGUCUUCGGUUUGCCGAUGACAUCUCUAAAGGCUCCAUUUGGGAAAUGGCCAAGUAUCUCUUCUCGCGAAAACAAAUUCGGACUGAAAAAACAUCGGGUCAAUCUUAUUAUCAACUCAAAAAGUGGACACCCGGCAAAUUUUAUGCUGCUUUGUUCAGCCGCUUUUCUCCCGUUUGUUUUGUAUUCCUUCUUACGAUGGAUGUUUCAUUCAAGACAGCUCUACCAUUGGUUCUCAACCAGUACCUAUCAUACCUUGUUGUUUUUGGACGCUAUGAGGAUAGGUUGGAUGAUGAAGCUUGCUUGGCAGCCGCUAACCUCGCAGAGAUUAAUGAAAAGAUUAUAAAACCCAAAACUGCAGUCAAAACGCAAGACGCAAUGGUUGACGCCACACAGUAUGGAGGUAGAUCUGCUUUGUUUUUUCCCUCCUUUACUACUACCCGGUCUCAUUUAUUUCAGACGCAUACAGUCACUGGGGACACGGUGACCGAAAGAUUCAACCCAGCAAAUCAGACUUUCGAAGAUGUUGUGUACUCGAAUGAAACCAACAAUUAUGUGAAUCAUGAUCCACAAUAUAUGGCUAAUGAAACACCGAGGCAAAAGGCGAUUAAUGGUGCUUCUGUUCGUCCAUUUUUCUGGAGUCGACAACCAAGUCCAACCAAAAUUGCCACACCUCCUAAGUUUAUGCAUAACGGCGCAUCUCCUACCUCCGCCCCAUUAACACCUAAUUUGAGGCCCUCAUAUGGUGAAAAAAACGAUACAUCCGCGAGAAAUGCUUCAGGUAUAGUUAACAGAACCAGUUCGAUAAACCGAGAUUACAACGUGUCCAGGCUAGAUAAUUUUUCUAGACUAAGGCGAAACUCUGCGAGUCCGAUCAAAAGUGUCGGGUAUUUAGGUGUUCCCGGUACACGAAGCAUCCACAGGCCCAUAAUAGGGGGCGAUAGUUCAAUUUCAUUCAGCAUGGACGGCCCGAAUACAGAUAUACCUUUUGAAGAGGUUUUUCAACGCGGGCGUCGAUCUUACCUUCCACGAGAUGGUCCACCAAGCCGGUCUUCGGCCAUUUCUUCCCGUAAUAGUAGUAUAAGUCCUUCUAAGGGCAACAACCAAUCGUUUAGAAGAGAUUCAAUUGACUCCAGGCCCCCCUUUAGAUAA